AUGGCACAACCGCGUCUGUUGCCCGCGCCUCCCCAGACUCAGGCUCUCCAGUCCAACACUUUUCGCCCGCCUCCACUCGAUGGCUCUUUGUCUAUGCCACAAAUCUACGACUGGCACUUUAAAAACAACCCUACUCAUCGACUCUUUGUCUUUGCGCAGUCUGACGGUUCUAUCAGAACCAUCGACUGGUCAGAGGCCGUUCAUGCCAUCUGGACCGGCACGAGCAUUCUCAGAUCCCGCUUCAAGUGGGUAUCUGGGGUAGAAAUGUCGGUCGUCGGUAUCCUGGCGGCGUCUGGUGAAGUCCUUUUCCUCGAUAAGGAGCUCGCUCAUUUCGAUCCAGACACAAUCCCAUACUUUACUUUGAUAGCCAGUUGCUAUCGAGCGAACUACGUGCCUUUCCCUAUUUCUCCUCGAAACUCAGCAGCCGCUGUAGCCCAUCUAAUCAACAAAGCUGGUAUCAAGCAUAUCCUGCUCGGCCAUGAGCCUGCUAUGCGCGAACUCAUCACCGCUAGUCUCGCUAUACUGAACCAACAAUUUCCCACUUGUCAGCCACCCGAUGUCUCCCAUGCUCCGCUGUUCGAAGAGUUGUUUCUCCCCGAAGAUGAACGUACACUGACCGCCGAUUCCGUGCCAUAUGAGUGCAAGGGUCCCGAUGUGACGGCGGUUAUAAUGCAUUCUUCAGGCUCCACCGCUUUCCCCAAGCCUAUUUAUUGGUCCAACCAUCGAAUUAUUCAAGCUGCUCUUAUUCCCUGGUUUGGGGAGCGCGACCUGACGGAUCAACUUCUUUCUCUGCAUACGAUGCCGAUGUAUCAUGGUAUGGGUAUCCUGCAAACCAUGUGGACGGCUUCUUGCGGCUUAGUUAUCACGGCGUUCGAACCUAAAGCUAUACCGACUGUUCCAACACCCGUCAAUCUCUUUGAAGCAGCGAAGGCGACCAAUAGUGAUAUUGUGUUCUGUGUUCCUGUGUUCAUUGAGGCUUGGUCUCGUGAGCCAGAUUAUGUCAAAUGGCUUGCGACACGCAGUGGUGUAUUAUUCGGUGGCGGGCCCCUCAAUAAGGAAGCUGGAGACUUUAUGACAUCACAUGGGGUUUCGAUAUUUAUUCUCUAUGGGUCUUCUGAGGGCGGUAUUAUGAGUCCAAUUCUCCCCGCCAAGGUCGGCUAUGACUGGGAAUAUUUCACAUUCCCCAAACUGGUGACGCCCGAAAUGGUACCACACGGAAACAAUACUUUCGAACUCGUGAUGGUGUCGAAUGUCUUCUGUCGACCUGCUGUUCUCAAUACCCGGGUCGGAGGUGUCGAGUCGUAUGCAACUUCAGACCUACUUGUUCCCCAUCCUACCAAGAAGGGUUACUGGAAGAUUUUUGGACGGACAGACGAUCAAAUCAUCCAUAACACGGGGGAGAAGACGAAUCCAGGACCCUUAGAAAAUUUAUUGAAUCAAGACCCUCAUGUCCACUCGGCCGUCAUGUUUGGCCGGGGGCGAUUCCAAGCAGGUGUUCUCGUUGACCCAAAACCUGCGUUCAAAUUCGAUCCGGCAGACGAGCUCAAGCUUGCGGCCUACCGAAAUGUAAUCUGGCCUACUGUGCUGAAGAUGAAUGAAUUCGCACCACAGCACUCUCGUCUCUUCAAAGAGAUGAUUCUUGUUGAGAAGCCCAACAAACCGUUCACUUACACCGCGAAAAUGACUGUUCGACGACAAGCAGUAAUAGCAGACUACGACCCUGAAAUUGACGCAUUAUACGAAAUCGUUCAGACGUCGGCCACGCUCAACAUCGCACCGCUUUCCUCUUGGGACUCGGAAUCGGUCUUGAACUUUGUGCGCGCUGCAGUCAACAAUGUCCUCAUCGCGCGCGUGGGGGACGAGGAUGACAUGUUCCAACACGGCUGCGACAGUCUCCAAGCAACCUGGAUUCGAAACGCCCUUCUCCGUAUGCUGCAAGAGCAAAAAGAAAUUGAUAUUCGCCGAGAAACGAGGAAUUUCGUCUACGACCAUCCGACAGUGUCUGCUUUGGGCGCAUACGUCUUUGGUCUAGGCAAUAGUGGCUCUCCGCAAACCGACAACACAUCUCAGUCUGUUGAAACAAAGAUCAGGAAUAUGCAUGCCAUGGUCCAGAAGUACUCGCGCAACCUUUCGCUCCCUUACAAAGGCCUCUCGAAUGCGCGUAACCCAGAGUUAAAGAAGGUCGUGCUCGUCACUGGAACUACAGGAGAACUUGGAUGCUACCUUCUUACUCAACUUUUGCGCGACCCGAGCGUCGAAUUCGUCUACGCUGUCAACCGUCGUGCUCCACACCUCGCAGACUUGUUCAGCCGCCAGAAAGCGGCGCUCGUAGAUCGCGGUCUUGAUGGCAACAUCCUCGAGUCCGCUUCGACCAAGCUGCUGCUUUGCGAGAGCGAUUUGAGUGAAGCUCAUCUGGGCCUCCCGGACAGUCUCUAUCAGGAGAUUCAUAGUCAUGUCUCGCACAUCAUUCACUCGGCAUGGCCGGUGAACUUCAAUAUCAGUCUGUCCUCGUUCGAGCCCAACAUUCGUGGUCUACGAAACCUUAUCAAUUUUGCACUCGAUCCGCAUCCACGAACUCUCUUGUUUACCAGUACCAUCGGUGUUUUCAACACGCCGUCCACCGAUAGACCCCUGGCUGAGGCCCCCAUCGAGGCUGACACUGCCGCUGGCAACGGGUACCAACAGUCUAAAUGGGUGGCCGAGGAGAUACUGCAAGACGCCAGGCGCUCAUAUCCGAGUGCGAAGCUGAUGACGGUUCGAGUAGGGCAGUUGUGUGGAGGAAUCAACGGCGCUUGGAACACGCACGAAUGGCUUCCCGCGGUAGUUCAGAGCGCGAAGCAUCUUCGAUGUCUACCUGAUGAUACCGGAGUUGUGUCCUGGAUUCCGGUGCACAUCGCGGCAGCUGCAAUCAUUGACUUCCUUGACCCUCCAGCGGCUCCAAUCACGCAUCUGAUCAACCCCAAACCUACCUCAUGGCACAGUCUUGCGAAGAUCAUCGCCGCCGAGCUAGAUGUCCCCCUCGUCUCGUACAUGGAAUGGUUUUCCCGUCUUAAAAAAGCCACCCCCGAUCCAAAGUUCCGAGCGCUGCAAUUUGUCGACUUCUUCGAGCCGAAGCAAUCCGUGGAAGCGUUUGGAUUCCCAAAACUGGAGAUGACGAAUGCCUUGGAGAAAUCGAAGCACCUGAGGGAUGGAGACUGUGAGCUGGGUGAGGCUGACGUGCGACAGUGGUUGGCGUAUUGGCGUCGAGUUGCGUUGGUAUGA
Molecule: messenger RNA, 3261 nt
Organism: Mycena indigotica
Lineage: Eukaryota; Fungi; Basidiomycota; Agaricomycetes; Agaricales; Mycenaceae
Product: Acetyl-CoA synthetase-like protein
Exons: 16
Coding region: 1-3261 (1086 amino acids)
Source: RefSeq, a predicted model, not a curated record